UUUGACCAACAGCACAAAAGCCAAAUCAACUGGAAAAGGAAACUCCAAAUUCCCUCACAAUGGAAUUCCCAGCAUCUCACUCCCUUCCCUGGCAAUACUGCAUCUCUUCUCACCUUCUCUUUCCCUACAAUUUCACCCCUCAAAACUAUGUCCACUGGACAGAAACCCCUCAGUCUCACAUUUUUUCAGCUGACAUCCCUGGUGUGAGAAAAGAGGAGCUGAGAGUGGAGGUUGAGGAUUCAAGGUACCUCAUAAUCAGAACUGAAGCAGUGGAUGAAUCCACAGAACCUGCAAGGAAGUUUGAGAGGAAGUUUAGGCUACCUGGGAGGGUUGAUCUCGAUGGCAUCUCUGCUAGGUAUGAAGAUGGAGUUUUAACUGUUACAGUUCCGAGAUCAAUUAGAAGAGGUUUCUACAUCGACCCUGCUGAUGUGUCUGAGAAUUUGGAAGUUCUAGCCAAAGCAGCUUGAAUGAAUGAAUGAAUGAAGAAGGGUUCUUGUUCUAAUUAGGAAGCUAUACUGUUUAGUGCAUGUGAUUGGUUUCUUCUUGAUGAAACAUUGGUUAUGUUGGUUUUGCAUGAUUUAGGCCAUAUUCCUCUUAUCUCAGUGGCUAUUGUGUACAAAAAUGGUGUGAGUUAUGAUCCAUUUGUUCUCUGUUGUUUUC
Molecule: messenger RNA, 660 nt
Organism: Vigna angularis (adzuki bean)
Lineage: Eukaryota; Viridiplantae; Streptophyta; Magnoliopsida; Fabales; Fabaceae
Product: 15.4 kDa class V heat shock protein
Exons: 2
Coding region: 60-467 (135 amino acids)
Biological process (GO): response to hydrogen peroxide; response to salt stress; protein complex oligomerization
Source: RefSeq, a predicted model, not a curated record